AUGAGCGACAAAACAUCCGGAGCACAGAGGGGCGCUGGCAUUCAAUUAUAUAUGCAGUCGGCCACCAGAAAAAAGCAGGGGAAUCACUUUUCGAUGCGCCAUGGAUGUCAAUCCUCAGGGUAUCCGUCAUGCGACCAUGACGACGUGUUGAACGUGAGAGCCCAUUUAUUAUAUCUGAGCUCUGUGCCUGGAGUAUAUACUACCCGCUAUUUGCAACUCUCCAACUUUGUAGGAAAAAUGAGCCAACCAGGCUACAUCUCUGUCCUCCACCGCUUCAAUGAGUCGCGCGGCUCUGUUACACGAUGGGACACCCGCAGAGUCAGAGCUCGUUAG
Trichophyton rubrum CBS 118892 is the source of this 333-nucleotide messenger RNA. RefSeq lists its product as uncharacterized. NCBI's taxonomy places the organism in Eukaryota, Fungi, Ascomycota, Eurotiomycetes, Onygenales, Arthrodermataceae. Bases 1 to 333 code for a protein of 110 amino acids. The record is from RefSeq and is a predicted model, not a curated record. The transcript has a single exon.